AUGUGGAAAAGACCAUUGGGUCUGAGCUUCGGCCCAUCAGGCACUAUCUACAUUACUGAUGCAUAUUUUGGGCUUUUGAAGGUAGGGCCUAAUGGUGGGCUUGCGACCCAAAUUGCCACCAGUGCAAAGGGUGUGGAUUUUCACCUCCUUAUUGGUGUGGAUGUCCACCCAAUCACUGAGACAGUUUAUUUCGCAGACGCUAGUACAACAUUCGAGCUAAGAAAUAUAACUCAACCAGGCUUCAAAGGAGACUCAACAGGCAGGCUAAUGAAAUACGAUCCGAAAACAAAACAGGUCACCGUGCUAUUAAGAGGGCUAGCCGGAGUAGCAGGGCCAGCAGUGAGUACUGAUCAAUCAUUCGUGCUCGUCUUAGAAUUCCUCGGCAAAAGGGUUCGAAAGUAUUGGCUCACAGGGCCGAAAGCCAACACCGAUGAGAUCGUAAUAAAUCUUCCUGGAAAUCCGAGCAAAAUCAAGAGGAGUGCAUCAGAGGGUUUUUGGGUGGCGGAGAACAUGAUAAGUCAGCAGCCGACGCCAUUGACGGUGGCUCAAGGUCUGAGGAUAGAUGGGAAUGGAAUGGUGUUGGAGACUGUAUCUUUUGUAGAUCAGUAUUUCAAUACUUCUAUCACUGUGGUGCAAGAGCAGAGAGAUGCUUUGUAUGUUGGCUCUCGUUUUGUUGAUUUUGUUUGUGUGUUCAAGAGGUGAAAGAGAGACACAUAGUGAUAGAUCUAUCUGUCUAUCUAAAAUUAUCAACGAGAACUACUAGUACUAAAUAAAAGUUCAAUGGCUUUAUUGGGUUUUCACAACCCAGUGAACUAA
This is a messenger RNA of Camellia sinensis, 816 nucleotides long. The record is from RefSeq and is a predicted model, not a curated record. NCBI's taxonomy places the organism in Eukaryota, Viridiplantae, Streptophyta, Magnoliopsida, Ericales, Theaceae.